Molecule: messenger RNA, 2291 nt
Organism: Castor canadensis (American beaver)
Lineage: Eukaryota; Metazoa; Chordata; Mammalia; Rodentia; Castoridae
Source: RefSeq, a predicted model, not a curated record
AUGGCUGCAGCCCCUCAAGCGCCAGCGAGAGGAUUGCGGAAGACAAGACCUCUUGUUGUAAAGACGUCAUUGGACAACCCAUAUGCUAUCUGCUGGAGCACCCUGGAGAGAGAGGACAUGCACUUCAUAUUACAGAUACUUGAAGACAGGUUUAAAACUAUUGGACUUCAGAAAAUCGAGGAUAAGAAAAAAGGGAGAAAACCAUCUUUUGUAAAAAAGCAAAGCAGAGAAAGAUGCAGCCUAGACGUUGAUGGUAGUGAGGAUGUGAAGGAGAAAAAGCCUGAUGCUAGCCAGCAAGUGUCAGGGUGGACGCCUGUGCAUGUCAGGAAGCAACUGGCCAUUGGCGUUAAUGAGGUCACCAGAGCCCUGGAAAGGAACGAACUGCUCCUGGUUCUGGUGUGUAAGUCAGUCAAGCCUGCCUUCAUUACCUCACACUUCAUUCAUCUGAGUUUAAGUAGAAGUGUUCCUGCCUGUCAAGUUCCUCGGCUUAGCGAGAGAAUUGCCCCAGUCAUUGGCUUAAAAUGUAUGCUAGCCUUGGGUUUCAGGAGGAACACCACUGACUUUGUGGAGGAAGUGAGAGCUAUCAUUCCCAGAGUGCCCAGCUUAAAGGUGCCAUGGCUUCAAGAUGGAACUGAAGGUUCUGAAGACAAUUUAGAGACUGACUUAGAAAGCCUAGACAGAGAGAUCUUGGAAACUUCAUUCAAUGACCUUGCCAAACCUAAGCGAACGCUUGGUGAAGGGAGGCAGACUUCAACUGUAGCAUUACAACCCCUUAAAAUAAAGAAACUGAUUCCCAACCCUAAUAAAAUAAGGAAGCCACCCAAAAGUAAAAGAACUUUAAAGUAAUCUUGUAUAUACUGUCAUUUCAUAAAUUUGUAAAAGGAUACCUUACAAAGAAGCCUUGAAGCAAAUAAAAUACAUUCCCAUGUAUUCUUAAGAUCCUGUGUAGUAAUUUUUCUUCCAUCUGUGUUCAAAUCUGUGUGGCACUGAAGCUUAAAAACACUUGAGUGCAGAAAAUACUCAAAAACAGGAAUGUUUUAACAAAAGUUUAUUGAAGGCAGUGUCCAUGCUUGUAUAAAUUUACUGUCCUGAAGGCUGGUGCAAUGCCUGUUAGCAAAAACAUGUGUGUGACAGCACUUAGCAUUUCUCCACUAAGCUUGGAAAAUAGGCCACAGUAGAUAUGGUUUUAAUAAGUACAGUGGAUGAAUCAUUGGCAAAGCAUUUCCAGUUGAUUCGAUGUCCCCUCUGUUCCUUUAAGUUUUACUUAGUACUGUGUUGGCACAAAUAAAAGGAUACCUUAGUGAAUACAGCAUUUUCAUAAGAGCACAGGAAAAUGUAGAUUUUAAAAAUCGGAGACACUAUAUAUUGCAUUUAAAUUUAGUUUUAAUAGCUACUUAAUAAACAAGCAGUUUUUACUGAUUCUAAAAUGUUCAUUGGUAGUAGUGCUUCAAUUACAAAGAACCCAAUGUAUUACUGUAUUUGAAAUGAUGCAGUAAAACAUGGAUUUUAUAAUAACUGGAGUAGGCAGUAAAUGAAUCUUUAAAGGAAUGAUAUGACAGUUUCCUUGGUAUAAGAUUUUGUGCCAUAAAUAUGAGUGGGAUGUAAUCCUAACUAGAGCUGUGAUUUCAGAGUAAGUAAAAAUCUUGAUAUUUAAUGGCUAUGUCUCAUAAAAAAAGUUCCAAUGAUUUGGUAGUUUUGUUUUUCUGAAGCCUUUCUCAAGAAUGGCAAUGCAAUUGGGUUUGAACCAUCUGAAAUGAGAAGAAGUCUUCCACUGUCUUAGGAGCAGUGCCUGCCCCAUUAUACGCUAAGGUAGGGCCCAAGUGCCCCCUCUAAUGGUAGGAACAAGGAUGCCACAGCUGUGGUUAUAACUUACUUAAAUCAGGGACUAUAAACUUUCUGAGAAAGUCCAGACAGUGAAUAUCUUAGGCAUUGUAGGCUAUACAGUCUGUCCCAACUUCUCAUUCUGUCUUUGUAAUGUGAAGCAGCCAUACAGAAUACAUAAAUGAAAAUGUAGCUGUGUUCCAUACAGAGCUUAUAUACGGAUGCUGAAAUCUGAAUUAGAAUUUUCAUGUCACAAAAUGUUUUUUUAAAAUAUCUUCUCCCAAUUAUUCAAAGAAAUCAAUCUUAGCUCGUGGGCUGUACAAAAACAGGUAAUAGGUCAAUUUCACCCAAGGGUUGUACUUGGUGGGCCCUUCCUGGUGUAAGUAUGGUUGGUUUUAUUGUACUACUUACAACAUGAAGGAAAUACCUAUUGUAAAAGAAGUAGCUUUUUCUCAACUGAAGAGUGGAGG